This is a messenger RNA of Fundulus heteroclitus (mummichog), 3998 nucleotides long. It is a transcript of the gene atosb, whose product is annotated as protein FAM214B. The transcript has 10 exons. The record is from RefSeq and is a predicted model, not a curated record. NCBI's taxonomy places the organism in Eukaryota, Metazoa, Chordata, Actinopteri, Cyprinodontiformes, Fundulidae. Bases 1136 to 3061 code for a protein of 641 amino acids.
GCUGAGUGAGCAAAGCAUGCCUCAAUCUAUCAGCUGAGAGGAAAGCAACAGAAGGAAAACACAGAGCAACAGAGAGAAGGGCAGGACAGUGAGAAAGUGUCGAAAAGAACGACAGAGGAGUAGGAAAGAGGGGGAGAAAAGGCGAGGAAAAAGAAUAAGAGAGACGGCAAGAGAGCAGAAACUGUUUUUAGAUACUUUGCAGGAGCACAUAAACUGGAGAAAGGAGGAAAAAGUGGGGGUGGCUUAAAACAGAAAAGGAGAAGGAGGGCACAGGCAAGGCAAAUGGGGGCUGGGAGUUGUUGAUAGGUUUUUGAUUUGUGUAUGUGUGUGUGUGUGAAUGAGGGUGGAGAGAGGUAGACAGGAAGAAAACAGAGAAAGCAAGCCCUAGUGCAAGCUGGUGGACGAACCAAAGGAAGGAAGGCAGAACUUGACGUAGGUCUCUGUCUUUUCACACUACGAACCGUUCAGGGCGAAGGGAACGGAGACACCAGUGAGUCAACAGAGGGAGGGAGAAGGCGGCCUGACCCAGCCGAGGAGAACACUGUCACCUACCCUGAGCUAAAAUAAAGGAAGGAAGGAAGGAAGGAGGCUAACCUCAUCUUGGUGACGGGGAACUCUGGGUGGAAUGACCCAGCCAUGAUGCCACAGCCGUGUCCCACCUCACACCCAGGUAACCAAGGACGGUUCACCUGGCUGUCAGCCGAUCAUAGAGAGAGCGGCAACAGAAUUACUGCCAACUUGGAUUCAGAGACCUUUCCUUUUAAGAGUCCUCUGUUGUACUGACGCUCCGACUCGGGCUGGUGUGAGUGCUUGUGCCAUUCACCUUCGAUCCUGCUUCCUGAUUAUCUGCUCUGUGAUGUUGGCAUCGUUUAUGCCGGCUUCUGGAAAGAUGGAUAAAUUCCACGAAUAGCUAAUUUAGACACAUCUUUCUGAUGUUGUGCCAGAGACGACCCACCAACACCGCUACGCAAAGGUGCCGUGUGGCUCAUCUUCUUGUUUGACACACUUUGAUGUCAUCAGUCAUACCUAUAGGAGAUCGCCUUUCCCGUGGAACAUCUGGUUCUGUCUCCUGGUAUUCGUGAGGACCUCCUUGACCUUGUUGCUCAAAAGUCAAGACUCUUGCAGCGGCAGAACCAUGCGGCACAUUCACGUGGAGUUGGCCCAGAAAAAGGCUCAACUAGAGCUUCCAGCACAGGAGGGGGACCUGCCUCCGUCUGCACCCCUGACAGUGGGACUAGAUCCUGGCCUCAAAGCAGGGGCUCCCAGGCGCUUUGACCAAGAGGAGCUGCGUCUCCAAAAGGUUUACCAGCUGUCUGUGUUCUCUCAAAUGGGAGGAUUUUCCACCUCCACUGGAUCCCACGCUGAUGCCCAACAAAGACCAUGUCGGGCAGGUUGUAAAAGAGGAUUAGAAGAGCCUCAGCUGACUCAUAAGCGUUCCAACCUGGAGGACACAUCAGACAAUGAGGCGAUAGAGGGAGGUGUAAUAUGCGGGUUGGCUCCAGCUCAAGCCACUGGGAACGGGUCUGUAAUCGGGCCUGGCGGGCCUGUUUCUCCCUACUCCUUUAUGCAUUUGGAGCAUAGGGACUCUGAAGGUGGACUGUCGCCUAGGUCACCACCGCUCUCCCCAAGCCAAACUCCAUCCCGGCGACCAGCUCAGCACAAUCACGAUAGACCCAUCCCUGAUGCAUUUGCUCCACUCUCCCCCAAAUCGCCCCCAAUGUGUGACCCACAUGGACAUAUCUGUGACCAGGGACACUCCAACGGAAGCUCAGCAAGGACAGAAACUACUAACGGGGUCCGCACACCAACCCAUUUGUUAGGUAGCCCUGGACACGAUGGCUGUAGUAAUGGCUCAUCCGGAGGCCAGCUCAGUCCCCUCUUAUAUGAAAUGUCCACAUAUGAAACUCCUAAUCCUGCCAGCCCCACGAGUCCGCCUGGCCCUUUCUCCCCUCCACACCACACAGAGAUGCAGGAACCAGGGGAAGCUACCGAAUGGGACAUCGGUCUGGAAUCUUCUCCACCCGAGCGAAGCGCUACCCAACAGGCAACUUUGUCAAACGGCCUGGCUUCCUGGGAGAAAACCCCAAGCAGUAACGGUCACCGUCUGUUAUCUGGAGGCCACUGGCCGGCCAAAAAGAGACUGCUUUCCCCAAGCGACACGGCAGACUCGUGCUCUGAAGACGAGGGGCCCUCUACAUCUAAGAGAAGCAGGCUGUCUUUGCUAACUUCAGGAGUGGGUCUGGUCUCGUGUCGCAGCACGGACGCUAAAGCUGCCCCGUACUGGAACCACCUGCUGCCCUAUACCCGAGACCGACACAAGACUGCUGUAGACUGCACCCGAUCCGGGAGACGACUAAAGACUGGGUUGCGCUUAAAAAGUCGCCAGCUGCGCAGCGGCAGGCAGACCGACACCGGCCGAGCCGCACGUUGGUCCUCGUCUUCCAUCAGCAGAUCGCUGCUCGGCAACUUUGAGGAGUCCAUACUGAAGGGCAGAUUCUCCCCAUCUGGGCAGAUUGAAGGCUUCACGGCAGAGAUUGGUGCCAGCGGCUCCUACUGCCCGAAGCACGUCACACUGCCUGUGCAGGUUACGUACUACGACAUCUCGGAGCACAGCGCGCCCUCACCCUUCCUGGGUGUGAUAUCACUCGAGCCUCUUGGAAAAAAAGGAUACAGCAUACCCAAAGCAGGGACCAUACAAGUGACCUUAUUUAAUCCCAAUAAAACUGUGGUGAAGAUGUUCCUGGUGACGUACAACUUUGGAGACAUGCCAGUCAAUCACAUGACCUUCCUGCGUCACCGCAUCUUCCUGGCGCCCGUGGAGGAGGGCGCCGAGGGUAAAGACGAGGCGGCUCAAGGAGGGGGAUCGCUCGACAGGAAGAGGGUUCUCUGCUACUUGAUACAUCUCAGAUUCCAGAGCUCCAAAUCUGGAAAAAUUUACUUGCACAAUGAUAUCCGGCUGCUAUUUUCCCGUAAAUCCAUUGAAGUGGAUACAGGGAUCCCGUAUGAGCUGAAAUCAUUCACCGAGGUGCCAAGAAACCCUAAAUACUCUCCCCGUAUGUGACCCCCCAGCCCGACCUUUUGAAGUUACCCUGAAUAAUAAAAAAAAAAAAAAAAAAGGAGCCCCUCCGUUGUUUCCUCAAAAAUGACUGACUGCAAGAAUGAUGGAGACAAAACUAGACGAAAACUGGAUGAAACGCUCCGCAAGGCACGCUGAGAUGCACACACCGAUGCUAUUUGGAAAAGUCCCUCUUUUUUUUUUCUUUCUCCUACGAUAUUUCAUCACUGUAGUCUCUUAGAGAGUCUGAAAAUGUCGCUUCAGUAAACAUGGCUGACCUUCUUGCCAUCUGGUCACUUAUAUUUAAAUAUUUAACACCUUGGAAAUCAGCGUAGGGACUGACGAGCAAGCAUACAAGCAAAAGCGGAACUUUUCCAUUGCCUUUUUAUCUGUACAACAAAAGAGACGAACAGAUUCCGACGCGCACACACCAAAACGGACUGAUGCAUAUCACAGACUUACAAACUUUUGGUGGCAACUCUCUGAGUUGAGUGUUAACAUGCAUGCCUCGUGACUUAAUCACCUGAGUUUUUCCUUUAGUGCCGUUUCACACUGUCCUUCACUCUGCCUGCAACGACAGACUCCUCAUUGGACAUUUCAGCAAUUUUAGCUCUGCAAGUCUGGUUUGGAACAAAAAAAAAAAAAGAUAAAAAAGAUAACGGCCCUAAAUGAGAAACACAUCUGCAACUGUUGGAUGUGAAGCACCUUUACACCUCUCUGAUGGCGGGGAGGUGGUAGAGAGACAAACACUAGUUAAGGCAAGAGCUGUAAUAGAAAAAGGCUCGCUUUAAUAUUGAAAUUGAUUUAAAACCGCAUUGACUUCAUUUGUUCAAACUCAGGAUUUCUUUUGAGAAAUGAAGAAAAAAAACCUCUUGUUGCUGUUUAACCGUUCAAGGUACAGACCACUGCGUACACACUGUCAUUUAAAAAAAAAAAAAAAAAA